UCACUGCGUCACACGUGCUUCAACCGUAAACAUUUGAUUUGUUAAAUGAUUUAAUUUAGUGAAGCAACUACUAAAAAAUGACGCACCUGCCGACGGUUGAAAACCCAGAGGCGAUAGAGACGCGUUCUGUCUUCAAGGAGAGCAGCUGCAUCUUUCGGCGGAACAGGGCUCUCGGUUAUGUGAGCAAUCAUGUUCCAGCCGUUACCCGGUACGUGCAGCGCCGGAGGGACACACUCUUAAUCACUUGCAUCGGUCGCUCCUUCCAAGUGUACACUGCCAGCCAUUUCCGGCUGAUACAUGUCAGUGGUCUCCAUCCGGAUGAGAUCACCGCUCUGGCCACGGAUCGCCUGCACACGUACACUGCAAGCAACAAGUGCAUAUUCGCCUGGCGAGCGGGCAAGCACAUCCGGCACGUGUACCGCGGCCACCAAAAAGAUGUUCACCUGUUGCUGCCCUUUGGCACGAAUCUGAUUGCCAUAGAUCGUGCCAAUGUCCUCAAAGUGUGGAACAUACCCACGGAGGACGUAUAUCUGGAGGUGCCUUUUCGCCCUGAAGAGUUCCAAAUCACCGCAGUGGCACACCCGCCCACUUAUAUCAACAAGAUACUGCUGGGGUCCCAGCAGGGUCAAAUUAAGAUCCUGAACAUCAAGAAGAACACCGUGGUCUGCACCUUGAGCCAUCACAAGAGUAGGAUCACCUGCAUUGAACCUGCUCCUGCCUUGGAUGUAGUGGCCGUGGGUCACGGAGACGGCGCAAUCAUUGUGCUGAACCUCAAGUUUGACGAGGUGCUGAUGGGAUUCCAGCAGGACUGGGGACAGGUAACCAGGUUAGCCUUCCGCACGGAUGGACCACCGAUCCUGGUAUCUGCUUGCAGCAACGGUUACAUGGCCUUUUGGAAUCUGGAGGAGCGCAAGUUGGCCGGCCAACUGCAGGCCCAUGAGGAGUCGGUGACCACCGCUAUUUGUCUGCCUAAUGAGCCUGUGGUCUUCACUACUUCGCCGGAUAACUCGAUGAAAAUGUUUGUGUUCGACAUGUCAGAUGGUGGAGCGAGGCAACUUAGGAUCAGAGAAGGUCACACGAAGCCACCGCUCUGCAUUAGAUACCAUGGCAGCUCUGGAGUGUCAAUUCUCUCCUCCGGCGAGGAUAGCACAAUGAGGGUGUUCUCCACCAUCGCCGAGUCGCUGAACAAGAGCAUGGGCAGGGCCACCUACAACCGGAAGGCAACCAAAAAGAAGAACCGCUUCCAGUACGACAAGUUCUCCAUGCCGCCAAUCCUGGAGUUCACAUCGGACACAGCACGCGAGAAGGAGUGGGACAACAUAGCCGCCAUCCAUGCGGGCAUUAUUCAGACCACCACCUGGACAUUCGAUAAGAACCGCAUGGGUGAACACCGUCUGGUGCCCAAGCAGUUCCAAAAUAAGAACCGCAGCGAUUUCCAAAGCGAAACCACCUGCCUCGUGCUUACCCACUGCGGCAACUUCGUCAUCGUUGGCUAUAGCACUGGCGACAUCGAACGCUUCAAUAUCCAGUCAGGAGCACAUCGUGCAAGCUACGGUUCACCGGGUCACCAGAAGGCAGUGCGCGGCGUGGCUAGCGAUAAUCUGAACCAGACCGUGGUCUCUGGCUGCUCGGAGGGCCUCGUCAAGUUCUGGGCAUUUAAGGGAAAAGUUGAUAAACCUGUGGCCGUUCUUCGUCUGGCAGAUGGAGUGACCAUGAUGAGGCAGCACCGCGAGAGCUCAAUGCUGGCCAUCGGACUGGAGACUUUUAAAGUGUUCGUCAUGGACAUGCAUACGCGUGUGAUUGUGCGCAAAUUCUUCGGCCACACGGCCAAGCUGAAUGACCUCACAUUCAGUCCGGACAGCCGUUGGCUGAUCACCGCCGCCAUGGAUUCAACGAUAAAGGUGUGGGACAUACCUUCCUCCUACAUGGUAGAUCACUUCCGAGUAGAGGCGCCAUGCGUUUCGCUGACCAUGUCGCCCAACGGCGACUUCCUUGCCACAGCUCAUGUCAAUCUGUUGGGCAUUUACCUGUGGGCCAACCGGACGCUCUUCAAUCAGAUUUCUCUGCGUUCUAUCGAUCCGUGGGAACCUGCUCCUUAUGUAGGAUUACCCACCAAUGUUUGCGAUGCUAUGGAAUUGGAGGAUGGUUUAAUAAAACUGGAAAUUGACGACGAGGACGAGACAAAACUCGGCGAGCUAAUCGAUGCCAAGUAUGAGACUCCCACUCAGCUUUCCAAAGAAUUAAUAACGCUAUCCGGAUUGGCUGCAUCGCGGUGGCAGAAUCUGCUGGAUCUGGAGCUGAUAAAGCAACGCAACAAACCCAAGGCGCCGCCAAAGGCUCCCAAGCUGGCUCCAUUCUUUCUGCCCACAGUCUCUGGCCUAGAACUCCGCUUCGAUGUGGAGAAUGGCCAGAAACAGGACGAGAGCUCACGCAUUCGAAAGGCCUCUGCAAUGAACAAUCUAACUGCUUUCGGACGACUACUGGAGGGAACUGCUACCAGUUAUGACUUUCCAUCCGCUGUGUCGCACCUCACCCAACUGGGACCCUCGAUGAUAGACUUUGAAAUUAAGUCCCUGCAUCCGGAAGCAGGAGGUACCUUCCUCGCCAUGCUGCAGUUCCUCAAGCUAAUGGAGUUUAUGUUUGGAACUAAUCUAAACUUUGAGCUAGCUCAAUCCUAUCUGAGUGUCUUUCUACGAUCCCACGGCCUUGGCUUGACCGAGUCCCCGGAGUUGGUGAGGGCGCUGCGUAGCGUUUCUGAGGUGCAGCUAGCUGCCUGGCAGCGGGUCGAGGAGAAGCUGAUCUACGGCACUGGCGUUGUGGCUGCACUCAGGAAUUUUGCACAUUAGUUAAUAGUAAAUAUAAGUGUUCUUGUAGAGACAUUAACGAAUACGUUGUAAAUAAAUUUACAAGACAUUUUAA
Molecule: messenger RNA, 2919 nt
Organism: Drosophila serrata
Lineage: Eukaryota; Metazoa; Arthropoda; Insecta; Diptera; Drosophilidae
Product: WD repeat-containing protein 36
Biological process (GO): rRNA processing
Cellular component (GO): Pwp2p-containing subcomplex of 90S preribosome; small-subunit processome
Molecular function (GO): protein binding
Source: RefSeq, a predicted model, not a curated record